This is a messenger RNA of Hemicordylus capensis (graceful crag lizard), 4990 nucleotides long. Its product is annotated as E3 ubiquitin-protein ligase Topors-like. Bases 1229 to 3238 code for a protein of 669 amino acids. Gene Ontology annotation, molecular function: ubiquitin protein ligase activity. NCBI's taxonomy places the organism in Eukaryota, Metazoa, Chordata, Lepidosauria, Squamata, Cordylidae. Gene Ontology annotation, biological process: protein polyubiquitination; protein monoubiquitination. The transcript is spliced from 2 exons. The record is from RefSeq and is a predicted model, not a curated record.
GCCGUUGGGUAGAACGCUGUGCUCGCUCCGCCUGGGACUCGUCCGGGGCGGCCGAAGCAGCAGCAAGCGCCUUGUUGUCCGGUCCCGCCGCACCUCGAGCCGGCUUCAGUCUCUGCGGAGUCUGGAGAGGCGAGAGACGAGCCCCCCGCGUGCGCUCGGCUGCCUGCCUGCCUGCCCGUGUGUGGCGGCGGCUGCGCGCUUUUUCUUCUUCUUCUUCUUCUUUGCCUCCUGGAGCAGCAGCAGCAGCUGACUUUCCUCCUGGCCGUUUGGGGCAUGAGUCUUCUUCCUGAUUGGGUGCGUUGCGAGGCUGCCCCUGGCGGCGGGGAGACGCGAAAGCCACAGCAGGGCGAAGCCCUUUCUUCCGUUCUUGCUUCCCGGGACUCGGGAGGCGCCCCUGUGACUCUGCGUUUUGGCCGACUCUCCUCCUCGGUCUCCUCUGCCGGCUCUGCUGCUCGGCGAGAGGGAGGGGUUUUCGAUGCCUGCUGGGGGGCUCAGCCUGCCCUCCCUUCUCGCACUAGAAGCCUGACUAUAAGCACUGUAGGAGCCGCCGUGCCGUGUGGGAUAGGGGGCUUCGUCCCUCCUCCGGGGACAGAGCAAUGGUGACAGUCGGGUGCGAGGGAGCCGUGCUUGCUCCAGCCGAAAAUAUCCUGCCCCCUCCUCCUGGAGCGUCUUUGGCUUCCAAGUGGUCAGCCAGAGAAGGAGGGGAGCCCGUAGAAAGUUCUUGCCCGAGGGAGGGGGAACACUUUUACCCAAGCCUGGGUGCUCCCUUCCCUUCCUGGUGAGCAUCAGCUGUUCAGGGCUUGAUCAAGACAGCCUGCCCGCCCCAGCCCAUCCAAGCAGAUGCUCAACUUUGCUGGAGUCUUUUGUUUUUUGUUACAGCAGCCUUCAUGACAGGGUAGGCAACCUUGGCUCCCCAGCUGUUGCUGAACUACAAUUCCCAUCAUCCCCAUGAGGAGAUGAUGGGAGUUGUAAUUCAGAUGAUGGGGGGUGGGGUCAAGGUUGCUUUUCCAAACCGCCAAUCACUUACUUACUGAGCAACUAAUAAGCACUCCUGGGCAAGCACCUGAAAGGCAAAUUACCUGAUGUUUUUGCUCGAGAUGGGAACAUUUCAACUUAUUGGCCAGGCGCCGAUCUGAAGGGAAGUAGUACCUUGGUAUGGAAUGGCAUGUAGAGCAGCACUGGAACCAGAGGUGUCAUUUCUCUCUGGUGUGCGAUCAUUAUAACCCUUAUGAACAAAUGUGUAUUCCGUGUGCACAUGGGAUUGCCCUUGCAACAGCUCUGUGAGACUAUGGCAUUGGAGACAGAUGACUCAUCAGCCAGGUCUGGCCCAAGCAGGCCACAUCAGCCAACAUCAGCUGAUGCAUCUCUGUCUGAAGAUGACCAUCAGGUAUAUAUGGCAAGGCCUUCAGCAGCUGAUGCUUUUGCUAGUCCUCAUGGAAGGCGAUCCUAUUACCAGACUAUACUACCGAGGGAACCCUGCACAUCAAUUAAUGCUCGAAGAACUUCCUCAUCUGGAAGACCAGUGCCUGUUCCAGAUGAUGGGGUGUUGCUGGAAGGACUGCCGAGUCAACCAACAAGGCAAAGAGAUGUCGCAAUGCCUCCUUUGUAUGAAGAAGGAAGUUGUUCGGAAUCCUCCAUUAUUACGAGCUCUCCAGAUGAGGCAGAUUCCCAACAAUCAUAUUGUAAUCCCUUCACAGUUGCUAUUGGCCAGUCACCUUGGGAUGAUGAAACACCAGGCCCUUCCUACUCCAGCUCAGAGCAGGCUCAUGCUGCCAUAUCUGCUGCUUUGGACACUUGUGAUGAAGGGCCCUCUGCACGCACAAUUGAGCCUCAAAGUGUGGAGACCAAUGGUGACAGUGGCGAUUCCACUAACAACUGUGUUAUUGUUGGCUAUGUGAAACCACGAGUGGAGAGAACACCAGAACUGGUUGAGUUGUCUUCAGACUCUGAGUCUGAGGCAUCAGCUGAUGGGGGCAAAAGUGAAAAAGUGAAGGAAGUACAGUCCAUCCGGUAUCACCGUUUUGAUGCUUAUGGCCACAGAUUAUCUCAAAAAAGGAAAUCUGAUCUGCAAGAUUCUCACAGUAGAGAGCGGCAUGGCCUUAAAAGAAGGAGAAAGCAUCAUAGCCGGGAAAACCAAGAAAGGAAGAGAGAUCGCAGAAGACGCAGACAUAGGAAGAACAAAAAGUCAAGAACCAGAGAUAAAAGUCUGUCUCGCAAAAGUCAAACACGCUCUGCAAGUAGCGAGAGUGUUACGUCUAGGGAUCGAAGCGGAUCAAGAUCCCGCAGCAGUGAGACCAGGAAAAGAAGAUCUAAGAGCAAAGACAGUGAUGAUUACUUAAGAGAUGGUUACCAAUGGAAAAAACAUACCUGUUACCCUAGAAAUAGAAGCCCGGAUGGUUAUGAAUCAAGAAGUCAACCCAGUAGCAGAGCUAGAACUCUUUCUAGUGAGUCUGAGAGAACAAGAUCUGAAAAGCCUGGCGGGAAAAGGAAGCAUAAGUCUCAUCACUUGGAGAGCAGCACACACAGAGGGAAUGAAGACGCUCCUUCUGCAAAGGAAGAAAGGGCUAUUCAGAAACCUUUGCUCAACUACAGAGACUCUUACAAAAAGACAGGUAGUUUUGUGGCUGGACCACCAGAAACAGAGAUUCGACACAAAAAGGGGAAGAAAAGGUCGAGAAGCCCAACUGUGGAGAUUAUUGAUGAAGGAAACGGCACCUAUGCAAGACACCAUACAAAGAAGAAGAAAAGGGAGGAAAACACAUCCAAAAGCCAUACAGGCAAAUCUCCUUUCUCUUCUCCACUUGUAAUUACAAUAGACAGCGACAGUGACAAAGACCUUGAAAUCCAAGACAAUACUGAGCGUGAUAGUAGCAUUUCCUGGAGUCCCACCAUGCAACAGAAUGACAGAGAAAGAGAGUUUCCUUCACCCCUCUUGGAAGCCAGAGACUGUAGUUGUGACCGAGCGAAUGAAUCAGACAAAAUUGACAUGGACAGCAAUGUGACUACCACAGUGGAGGAUGGAGAUGAGACUCCAUGUAGAGUUCCACAGCUGCAGGAAAGUGCCAAUGAACAGGUAUCUACUGUGAGAGACAGUAGUAGUAGCAGUAGUUCACCUGAGACAGGCAAUCAGCCUAGCAGCACAGAAAGGGACUUAGGCAACCGGUUUCCAGCCAACAGAUCGUCUUUGUUUGCAAGGCUGAAAAAGCUUAUGGAACAGUCACGUCGGCGGGACUCAUAAUAGCAGGAAGUGUAACUUUUUACCCAGUCAUUUUUAAAUGAGGGGAAAGCAACAACAACUUUUAAUUAGACUUUUCCUAAAAUACAGUAUACCAGUGAUGAAAUACGCAUUGCACUGCUCCAAAGGCCAACUUCAAAUGACCUCUUUAAUGCAUAAAAGAUAUUAAAAUAACUUCCCAAUUUUCCCACAAAACUUGUAAGCGAAAACAAACCCGAGCCAAUGUUUUGGUGCAAUACACCAUUCUCAGGGCUCCAUUUAGGGUGUCAGCUGACGGCACUUCAAUACAGAACCUGAGAACCAAAUGCAGCAGACAGACCAUAGUUACAUUGAUUAUUUAUUACUUUUCUGAGUGUGUAUGCUGCUCUCUCCUGCCCAGAGUUUCUGUUUAUCCUCACAAACCCCUCGAGAAGUGGGUUAGGCUGAGGUAUAAGUGACCGGCCCAGGGUCACCCAGUGAGGGAUUUGAACUUGGGUCUUCUUGGACCCAGUUCAACGCUCUGACCUUUACACCACACAUGAGGGAGGAGAGAGAACAGACCUUUUGCAGAGAAGACAUGAAGGGUAUUCACACGACUGGUGGGCUGGCAGCAGGGUCCAACUCGCCUCCCCCCCCACCAAUGAUGGCAUGCCUCCUCUUCGAGCGUGCUAGCGCGUGCCUACAUAAUCUGCGUCCCGGCCUCUGGGUAUCCCACAAUGCACCAUGCAGCAAGUGCAGUGCCUUGGGGGAAUACCCCCAUGAGACGGGUCCUCUAGGUGCCCCUCUCUGUGUGUGCUUGGGCUGCAAGCAGCCUGUUGUGUCCUGUUGUGCUCUGCAUUGGUGGUGCCUCUAGUUCCCUCCCGGAUUUCUGGGUUUAUCUUCCACUGCAUUUCGACUGAUCUGCACCUAUGUUACACAUCGAAGCCUUACCUGUUUACUUCAUGCAUCUGAUGAAGCAGGAUUAGCUACACUGGGAAUCGGUUCUCUGUCCAGUACAGGUUAGGUUUUGGCUUUUUCCCUGUGGGAAAUGAAAGUACCAGACACACACUCCAAUAUAGAACAGGUUAAAAAUGAGAGUGGGGGGUGGGGGGGUAAUAAAGGAGCACACUUGAACAGAUUAAAGCUUGGUUCUGUUCAGGUUCAGUUGCUUUUUGGCUCCCUCAAUCCUCCUAAAAGUAAUUUGGUCAGAAUGAAUGUGAAUAAAAUUAUUUUAUCUAUAAAUCCUGAUCCAGCUAUAGACAUGACUAAGACAUAAUGGAUUAAAUUAGUCCUGACAAACUUAAGCCCCAUUACUUUCAGUGUAACUUAGUUAUGGCCACAUUUUUAGUUGGUUUGCAGUCAUUGUGUGUCAGGAGCUCCUUCAAUUUUUGAAGUUGAAGAUACUGCGUAAUGAAAGUGAAUCACAGCUGGUAGGUUACAGUGCACAGUGUUCAUUUUAUUCUGGAAUAAUUAACUUGAAAUGUGAAAAACAUGACGUAGCCUGACAAAAAUACUCAAAUAGGCCUGAGGGGGGGAAAACCCACACACAUAGGAAACAUCUUUAUAAUGUUCCAAUAUUGGUGUCUUGCUAUUGAGAUUUUUAAGUUUAUGCCAUCAAAUAGGAACUCUAGACCUUUAAAAGAUUAUAAUUGCGGUGUUCUGGAUUCUAACAAGUGAUGUAGGGCCUUCAAAGCACAAUGUAAUUUCUCUCUCUAUUUUGUUUCACAUAAGUUUACAGUAGUAUAUAUAUAACAUAAUCAUAUAUGUGUAAUUUAUAUAAUAAAUUAUAUAACAUAA